UUAAAACAAGAGAAAAGCGAAGCAAAUCCACACGACCAAUCCCAUUCCCUUCCUUCCCAUGUUGCAAUCCAAUCCCCGCCCUGUUCCCUUGCUGCUAUCUCACUCCCCGCCUUCCAACCGGAGAUCUCCCCGCCCUUUCGCGUCUUCCUGCCUCGUCCAGGACCAGGAGGAACCGGGUCGAGCAGUUGACCCUGGCCCCCAACAACCACCGCCGCAGCCGCCACGGCGCGUGAGCACGCAGUUGAAUCGGUGGUCCCGCGCGCGCGCCAUCCGCUCCGGCCACCGGAUCGAUUGGCCCUCCCUCCGCCAGAAGACCGCUGGACUGCCGCCUCCGGCACCCACGCCCUCCGAUUCUAGCGACCUGCCAGUCGUGCCGGCGGAAGCAGUCGACGAGGUCGGGGACGAGGAGGAUGGGUGCGAAGUGAUGGAGGGAAAGGCCAUCUACAUGGUUUCGGACGGAACGGGGUGGACGGCCGAACACUCUGUGAACGCGGCGCUCGGACAGUUUGAGCAUUGCCUCGUCGACCGUGGCUGCCCCGUCAACACCCACCUCUUCUCUGGGGUGGAAGAUAUGGGUAGACUGAUGGAGAUCAUAAAGCAAGCUGCUAGAGAAGGCGCUUUGGUGCUGUACACUCUUGCUGAUCCUGCCAUGGCAGAAUCUGCAAAGCAUGCUUGUGAGCAUUGGGGUGUCCCGUCGGCUGAUAUUCUCAGCCCCACUACUGAGGCCAUUGCUACUCAUCUAGGCGUUGCUCCUUCUGGAAUCCCCCGUGGCGCUCCUGGCCGCCGAGAGGCUCCUCUAUCUGCAGAAUAUUUCAAGCGUAUCGAAGCUAUUGAUUUCACCAUCAAACAAGAUGAUGGAGCUAAGCCCCAAAACUUGAACCAUGCUCAUAUUGUCCUUGUUGGAGUUUCCCGCACCGGGAAGACACCCUUGUCCAUUUAUCUGGCUCAAAAGGGAUACAAAGUGGCGAAUGUUCCGAUAGUAAUGGGCGUGGACUUGCCAAAGACACUUUUUGGGAUUAAUCAAGAGAAGAUCUUUGGAUUAACAAUCAACCCAGUUAUUCUGCAGACCAUUAGGAAAGCGAGGGCUAAAAGUCUUGGUUUUAACAGCGAGAUGAGGAACAAUUACUCGGAAAUGGAUCAUGUGAGGGAGGAAUUGGAAUAUGCCAACAAAUUCUUUGCCCAAAACCCAAAAUGGCCAGUGAUCGAGGUCACCGGAAAAGCUAUUGAAGAAACUGCAGCUGUUAUAAUCAGGACGUACCACGACAGGAAACAAAAAUGUUCUAUGCCACGCAUUUCCAAACGGGUCGUUAUGUUCAGCGGAAACAUGAGAUGAAGUGGACGAUUUCAAUUUGAACCUGAGGGAGUAGAUAGUUGUCGGCGGUUCCUAUAAUUUUUUAUCCAAAUAUCAAGCAUUUAUUCUGUCAUUCUUUUAUGUACGCCAUGUGCUUGCAUGUAUGCACUGUACCGAAUCUACUUGUAGCACAUACUAUUUAUAGAGUUCAAAUCUUUUUCCAUGGAA
Zingiber officinale is the source of this 1519-nucleotide messenger RNA. RefSeq names its product probable pyruvate, phosphate dikinase regulatory protein, chloroplastic. NCBI's taxonomy places the organism in Eukaryota, Viridiplantae, Streptophyta, Magnoliopsida, Zingiberales, Zingiberaceae. The transcript has 4 exons. Gene Ontology annotation, molecular function: ATP binding; transferase activity, transferring phosphorus-containing groups. The record is from RefSeq and is a predicted model, not a curated record. The coding region runs from base 59 to 1333 and encodes 424 amino acids.